Juglans regia (Persian walnut) is the source of this 2572-nucleotide messenger RNA. Its product is annotated as stromal 70 kDa heat shock-related protein, chloroplastic-like. The transcript is spliced from 8 exons. The record is from RefSeq and is a predicted model, not a curated record. Gene Ontology annotation, biological process: protein refolding; cellular response to unfolded protein. NCBI's taxonomy places the organism in Eukaryota, Viridiplantae, Streptophyta, Magnoliopsida, Fagales, Juglandaceae. The coding region runs from base 295 to 2385 and encodes 696 amino acids. Gene Ontology annotation, molecular function: misfolded protein binding; ATP binding; heat shock protein binding. Gene Ontology annotation, cellular component: cytoplasm; chloroplast.
GCAUUCUGGAAGUGUCCACAUGCUGGGAGGAAAGAACUAGAAUUUAGUAGUAGAAAGAGAGUUACCCAUGAAAAAGCAACACGUCUCUACUACUCUCGGCUGGAGUGACGGAGUCUCUCUCUCUCUCUCUCUCUCUCUCAAUGGAGAAGACCGGCCGAUCUGUGUCUCACUCCCUUCUUCACUUCACUGCACACCCUUCUUCCUUGAAGAACCUGAGAACACCAAACUUCACGAUGAAUCUCUUAAUUAUUUACACUCCUUGAACUCAUCAUUUCGCGGGAAUUAAGUAUAACUAUGACAACUUCAUCAACACACCUUUCUUUUCUUGGCAAUUCCAUUCAUCCUCCUUCACUUUCCCAUAAACCAAACGGAAAGAUAUCUGUGUUGUUCUUCGGGGAGCGGGUGAGAACAAAAUGUACGACAACCGUUCCGAAGCUGAAGUCCUCAGGCCGUGGUGGCUUGGCGGUGGUGUGCGAGAAGGUGGUGGGGAUAGACCUGGGAACUACGAACUCAGCGGUGGCGGCGAUGGAGGGUGGAAAGCCGACGAUCGUUACCAACGCGGAGGGGCAGAGAACGACGCCGUCCGUGGUGGCCUACACGAAGAAGGGGGACAGGCUGGUAGGGCAGAUCGCUAAGAGGCAGGCGGUGGUGAAUCCGGAGAACACUUUCUACUCCGUGAAGCGGUUCAUCGGGAGAAAGAUUUGGGAGGUGGACGAGGAGGCCAAACAGAUCUCCUACAAGGUAGUUGGCGACGACAAUGGCAACGUCAAGCUCGUAUGCCCAGCUAUCGGCAAGCAAUUCGCCCCCGAGGAAAUCUCUGCCCAGGUUUUGAGAAAGCUGGUGGACGAUGCCUCCAAGUUUCUGAACGAUGAUGUGAGCAAAGCGGUGAUUACGGUGCCGGCGUAUUUCAAUGAUUCUCAGAGGACGGCAACAAAAGAUGCUGGUCGCAUUGCUGGGUUGGAGGUUCUACGAAUUAUUAACGAACCCACUGCUGCUUCGCUUGCUUAUGGAUUUGGCAAGAAAAAAAACGAGACCAUUCUCGUCUUUGACCUUGGAGGUGGCACCUUUGAUGUUUCAAUUCUUGAGGUUGGUGAUGGAGUAUUUGAGGUACUUUCUACCUCUGGUGACACGCAUCUGGGAGGUGAUGAUUUUGAUAAGAGAAUAGUUGAUUGGCUUGCCGGAAAUUUUAAGAGAGAUGAAGGCAUAGAUCUUCGGAAAGACAAGCAAGCUCUACAACGCCUGACAGAGGCUGCUGAGAAAGCAAAGAUAGAGCUGUCAUCUUUGACUCAGACCAAUAUUAAUUUACCUUUCAUUACUGCCACUGCUGAUGGCCCUAAACACAUUGAAGCCACCCUGACAAGGGCUCAAUUCGAAGAAUUGUGUUCAGAUUUGCUAGACAGGCUACGAGGACCAGUGGAAUCUGCCUUGAGAGAUGCAAAGAUUUCUUUCAAAGAUAUAGAUGAAGUAAUCCUUGUCGGUGGUUCAACUCGUAUUCCAGCUGUUCAGGAGCUUGUGAGGAAGAUAACUGGAAAAGAACCCAAUGCGACAGUAAAUCCUGAUGAAGUUGUAGCCCUAGGUGCUGCAGUUCAGGCUGGUGUUUUAGCUGGAGAAGUCAGUGACAUUGUGCUCUUGGAUGUCACACCUUUGUCUCUCGGCCUCGAAACUUUGGGUGGUGUAAUGACAAAGAUUAUCCCACGGAACACAACUUUACCAACUUCCAAAUCAGAGGUGUUCUCCACAGCAGCAGAUGGACAGACCAGUGUAGAGAUUAAUGUCUGUCAGGGUGAGAGAGAGCUUGUGAGGGACAACAAAUCCCUCGGAAGUUUUCGCUUAGAUGGCAUCCCACCUGCCCCUCGUGGAGUUCCUCAAAUUGAGGUGAAAUUCGAUAUUGAUGCAAAUGGUAUACUUUCUGUCACUGCUAUUGAUAAGGGAACUGGAAAGAAGCAAGACAUUACCAUAACCGGUGCUAGUACCUUGCCCAGCGAUGAGGUGGAUAGAAUGGUUAAAGAAGCUGAGAAGUUUGCAAAGGAAGAUAAGGAGAAGAGGGAUGCCAUAGACACAAAGAACCAAGCAGAUUCUGUUGUGUACCAAACUGAGAAGCAGCUUAAAGAGCUGGGAGACAAAGUCCCUGCCGCAGUCAAGGGGAAGGUGGAAGCUAAACUGAAAGAGCUCAAGGAUGCCAUCUCUGGUGGAUUAACCCAAGCCAUUAAAAAUGCAAUGGCUGCACUGAAUCAAGAAGUUAUGCAGCUGGGGCAGUUCCUCUAUAACCAGCCUGGCCAACCGGGAGUCGGGCAUGCAUCUGGCACUCAGCGUGGGUCAUCUGGCUCCACUGGGAAAGCUGCUGAUGGGGAAGUAAUCGACGCGGAUUUCACUGAUACCAAGUAAUUCAAAUAAUUUUGAUGACGUUGGGUGACAAUGUGAACUUGUAUAUUUUGUGUUGUUCUGUACAGGCUAUGUGCAUGGGAUGUGAAUGUGAUUUUGCUAGGUGUGAUGUACAUCGUGACUCCGGGCAAUCCUGUUCGUACGAUCUAAUGACCGACGUGAUUUUAGAGAAGGGAUAAAAUUAUUGUUA